UGUCUGUGUAUCGAAAGGAACGAUGAGGAUAAUUGUUGUUAAAACAAAAGGCGGCAUGAAAUGAGUCGCUCGUUAAUUUGUGCAAAACCCAUCUUCUUCACUACCAAAAUCACCACACAUCUCCGCCGCAGCAUGUCGAGCAUCACCACCGCCGAGCCACGCAGUCCAUCCAACACCCGUCUGGGCUGGAUCGGUACAGGCGUUAUGGGCCUUUCCAUGUGCUCUCACUUGCUCAAAGCCGGCUACACUCUCACUGUCUUCACUCGCACCCAAUCCAAAGCCCAACCCCUCCUCGAUUUGGGCGCCAAGUGGGCCGCCUCCCCCUCUUCCGUCGCUUCUCAAUCCGACGUCGUUUUCUCCAUCGUCGGCUACCCUUCCGACGUCCGCCACGUCACCCUUCACCCAAAUUCCGGCGCUCUUUCCGGCUUAAAUCCCGGGGGAAUCCUCGUCGAUAUGACAACCUCCGACCCCUCUCUGGCCGUGGAGAUCGCCGAUGCUGCCGCCGCGAAAGGGUGCUUCUCCGUCGACGCUCCGGUGUCCGGCGGCGACCGUGGGGCCCGCAAUGGGAGUUUGUCGAUAUUUGCAGGGGGCGAUAAGAAGGUGAUAGAUACAUUAUCUCCUCUAUUCAAUCUUCUUGGUAAAGUUAAUUAUAUGGGUGUUUCUGGAAAAGGCCAGUUUGCGAAAUUAGGUAAUCAAAUUACAAUUGCGUCUACUAUGGUUGGAUUGAUUGAAGGAAUGAUGUUUGCCCAUAAGGCUGGUCUGGACUUAUCUUUGUUUAUAAAUGCCAUUUCCACUGGUGCUGCUGGUUCGAAAUCGCUUGAAUUAUAUGGCUAUAGGAUUUUAAAGAGGGAUUUCGAGGCCGGGUUUUUUGUCAAUCAUUUUGUUAAAGAUUUGGGGAUUUGCUUAAGGGAGUGUCAGAACAUGGGUAUUGCAUUGCCGGGGUUAGCUUUGGCACAGCAGCUUUAUGUUUCACUUCAAGCUCAUGGGGAAGGUGAUUUGGGUACUCAAGCUUUGGUUUUGGCCUUAGAGAGGCUUAACAAUGUGUCGCUUCAGUCUGUGGCUUCUUCAACUGAAAUGGCUUAGAUGGAUGCCUAGAUCGGAAAAUUGUGUUGUGCCUGUAACACCGACAUGGCUCGAGGCAAGGCCAAAUAUGUUGUCAGGUAAUCAAACUUAAUUUAGAUAAAUAUUUCACAUUUUACAGCUUGAUACCUAAAUAUGAAUCUCAAAUCAUAUGUUAUGUUCUAUAAAGGUUUAUGUUUCA
Daucus carota subsp. sativus is the source of this 1261-nucleotide messenger RNA. RefSeq names its product probable 3-hydroxyisobutyrate dehydrogenase-like 1, mitochondrial. The transcript is spliced from 2 exons. The record is from RefSeq and is a predicted model, not a curated record. Gene Ontology annotation, molecular function: NADP binding; NAD binding; oxidoreductase activity. Bases 61 to 1083 code for a protein of 340 amino acids. Lineage: Eukaryota; Viridiplantae; Streptophyta; Magnoliopsida; Apiales; Apiaceae.